AAAACGAAGCGAUGAUUCGAUCGUUUCUUUGCUUUUUCUUUACAAAAGAAGUUAGAAGAAAAAUUACGGCUCAUUUUAAAUCAUAAAAAAUUUAUUGCGUACGCAUAUUUGAAAUAAUUUUUUUUUUUUUUGAUGGUAUUUUUUUAAUUGUACUUUUUCAUUUUAUUUUUUUAUAAAAUAUAAUUAUUUUUUCUAAAUUUUUAAUUUUUUAAAUCAUUACCUUUUUUUUUAACUGUUAAUAUUAUCAGCUUAAUAACAAAUUGUAAUUUUUUGCAAUUUGAAAGGACAAUUUUGUUUAAACAAAACACGAUAAAAAAAGUAGAGGAUUAUUUUUAGGCUUCCCUCCCUACGUAGCUUUGCAAACAUAAAUCGAACUACAUAAAACUUUUCACUUUAAAUACAAAAUGGUGAACUCAAAGAAUAAUAACUCCGGAAAGAAGGCUUUUGGCGUUUCUUUUCUUACCAAAUUGGCCAUAUUUUCUGUUUUAGUUGGGAGCUUGAACACCUUUACUUUUAGUAACAAUGGUGAGUGCUCAAACAACCAAGUUGCCGUCGGAUCCGCGUCAACUGCACAAUACGGCAGAUGGUUAGCGGAAAAUGAAGAACCAUCAUCUUCUUCUUCCUCCGGCAAAAAAAGCAAAGGUAAAUCAAGUAAAAAAAAGAAAGAUUCCAAAAAAAGCAAAAAAAAAAAUGAAUGCCCAUUAGAAGACGAAUCAUGCUGCCCUCAGUUUCCCCAAGAAGUUAACGAAGAAGAAAUGGAACAAUUAGGAAGCAUAUUUCAAGAGUUAUCAGAUAAGUUAAAUGUAGGAGAGCAUUUAAAACAAUAUGAAGGACAGAUGGAGGAAUUCGCAAAGAAAUUUGAAGAAGGUAAUGAGGAAAGUCUAAACAUGGACUUUUGUAAAGAUUUAUUUGGAAAUUUGGCAGAUUCUUUGAUAGAAGCAUAUGCUAAAGAUACAAGUGAUGAAAAGAAAAUGAAAAUGAAAAGAAAUGCUCAAAGAGCUACCAACAGGUUGCUUAAGUACUGUUUGAAAGAGCAGAAAAAACAACACACAAAAAAGGAAAAGAAAAAGAAUAAAGGAAAGGGUAAAGGAAAGGGCAAAGGAAAGGAAGCUGAAAUUGAACAUGAACCUAAAAUUGAUGAAACAAGUGUAGAGGAAUUUGAAAAGGAAUUUGAAAGGGUAAUGGAAAUGGAUAAUGACACAGAAAAUUAAAAAGAGAGUACAAAAUAAACGACCUCUUUUGCCACUCCCUCCCACCACCACAUAUUGUUGUAUAAGUAAAAAAAAAAAAUGCACACUUGGAUUGUAAUUAUACAAAGAAAGAGAGGUGAGGAGGAGGAAGAAAAAUGCGGAAGACUCAACCGGUAGAGGUUCCUCUCAACGUAUUGUUAAUUAUGUACAUGCUUAAAUAAAUGCGGGAUUAGCCGAAUCGUAACUUUUCGUGUUGCUGCUGACACGGUGACUUUCGCCUCCCUCUUUUUAACACUGAGAUGAUAACAGCACAAUUUUGAGACAAAUGCAUGCCGUAGUAGAUAAUGUGUAAACAACUCCUACAUGCGUGGCAGUGCAGACAUUCGAUUUUUGUUCUUUUUAACUUUGCAAAAAUGUUUUCUUAUUCCUUUUCACGUUGUUUAUAUGUGCAUUAUAUAUGCUGAGCUUUUCAUUUAUUUUUUUUUUCCCCACAUAUUAGCAGUAUGGGCGCCAGACACAGGCUUUGCUUUUCAACGCGUGUAUAUAUAUAUAUAUACACAUAUAUAUAAAUUAUACGUACCUUCUUGUUUGUGUAAAAAAUAAAAUUUUCCCCUUUUUGUUACUUCUUUCGUGUUUGUUGAUUAGUGUCCAUGCACCUGCAUAUGCUUACAUGAUGACCCCCCAAUAUAUUUCCCCCUUUGUGCAUAUGUGCGUGUAUAUAUGUACGCCUCUCAUGUUUUUAUGUACAUACACGCGUGUAAUGAAAAAAUUAGCUCCAAUGUUUAUAUCACUUUAUAUGAUUAUAACGAACUGAUGAAAAUAAAUUCGUAUCAAUUAAAUUACCAAUG
Plasmodium vivax (malaria parasite P. vivax) is the source of this 2038-nucleotide messenger RNA. RefSeq lists its product as hypothetical. The record is from RefSeq and is a predicted model, not a curated record. Bases 405 to 1211 code for a protein of 268 amino acids. The transcript has 2 exons. Lineage: Eukaryota; Apicomplexa; Aconoidasida; Haemosporida; Plasmodiidae.